Molecule: messenger RNA, 1945 nt
Organism: Physeter macrocephalus (sperm whale)
Lineage: Eukaryota; Metazoa; Chordata; Mammalia; Artiodactyla; Physeteridae
Gene: PTER
Product: phosphotriesterase related
Exons: 6
Coding region: 219-1325 (368 amino acids)
Biological process (GO): catabolic process
Molecular function (GO): hydrolase activity, acting on ester bonds; zinc ion binding
Source: RefSeq, a predicted model, not a curated record
CCAGUUCCUGCGGAGGGUCCCCGGGGAGAAGGUGGCGCGCAACGAGUGGAGGGAAGGCGCCCGGGAGCCGGAGCGGGCGCGGGAGCUGUGGGCCCGAUGGGAAAACUGAUUAUCAGAAAGUCACAGAAGACCAUCAAAGGGAUGUGCCUCCCCCAUCAAAGGGGGAAAAUGGUUUCAGAAUGUCUUUUAAAGGAACAGUGUGAAAGAACAAAUAUUUAAUGAACUAUCUAAAAGAGAAAACACUCUUUUUAGAGCAUCUCCUGGUCCCAUCAGAAAUGUCUUCCUCAAGUGGGAAAGUCCAAACUGUUCUGGGCCUUGUGGAACCAAGCAAACUGGGCCGCACCCUGACCCACGAACAUUUGACUAUGUCUUUUGACUGCUCUUACUACCCACCUCCUCCGUGCCAUGAAGUGAUCUCCAACGAACCUAUUACAAUGAAAAAUUUAUUUUGGAUCCAGAAAAACCCUUAUUCCCAUAGAGAGAAUCUGCAGUUGAAUCAGGAGACGGAAGCCAUCAAGGAAGAACUGUUGGAUUUUAAAGCCAAAGGUGGAGGAGCUUUGGUGGAAAAUACAACCACUGGGAUCAGCCGAGAUGUGCAGACCUUGAAGCGGCUUGCAGAAGAGACUGGCGUCCACAUCAUAUCCGGAGCUGGGUUUUAUGUGGAUGCAACGCACUCUUCAGAGACCAGAGCCAUGUCAUUGGAGCAGCUUACUGAUGUCCUUGUUAAUGAAAUUCUCCACGGAGCUGAUGGAACCAGUAUCAAGUGUGGCGUUAUUGGGGAAAUUGGUUGCUCCUGGCCUCUGACUGAGAGUGAAAGAAAGGUUCUGCAGGCAACAGCUCACGCUCAGACUCAGCUUGGCUGUCCUGUUAUUAUUCACCCGGGAAGGAAUCCAAGUGCACCAUUUCAGAUUAUCCGAGUUCUGCAAGAAGCUGGAGCGGACAUCUCCAAAACAGUUAUGUCACACCUUGACAGGACUCUCCUUGACAAGAGGGAACUACUGGAGUUUGCUCAACUUGGCUGUUACUUGGAAUAUGAUCUCUUUGGUACUGAACUUUUCCAUUAUCAAUUCAACCCGGAUAUUGACAUGCCGAAUGAUAAUAAAAGAAUUAAAAGGGUACGUCUUCUGGUGGAUGAGGGCUAUGAAGAUCGAAUUCUGAUGGCACAUGACAUACAUACGAAGCAUCGGCUGACGAAAUACGGAGGUCACGGCUAUUCUCAUAUACUUACCAACAUUGUUCCUAAAAUGUUGUUUAGAGGUAUAACUGAGGCUGCACUUGAUAAGAUACUGAUAGAGAACCCCAAGCAAUGGCUAACUUUCAAAUAGGCUGGUGGUUCUGAAUUCAUACCUUGAGUAUAAAGCUUGCAGGCAACAGACAGUGAUUUCAAACCCACUGUGAGAUAUUAAUCAGAGCUACAUUGGACUGACAGAGCAUUUCCUUCUUACGAGAAUUAGAAGACUUUUGCCUUCUCAGAAACUGGCUAUUACAUCUGUACCUUUAGGGAGUUACUGAGCCUAAUUAAGCCCUAUUGUUUUUCCUUAACAAAAUAAAGACAAAAGGACCCAUAUCCAAACAAUGAUUUACAGUCUACGUCCCCUUAGUGGAGUUUUGCUUCCUUUUGUUUUGUUUUCUUAAUCUAUCACCAGCACUCCAUGAGAAAAUUUAAAGUGUUUCUAGUUAAAUUACCCCUUUUUGGAGCUAUCCAAUGUUUCUUGUAAUAUUGAUGAUUCUACUAAUUAUCCUGCUGUUCUUUAAUUAAUGCUUAAUGAAUAAUAUGGCACUUCAAAAUAGCUUCUGCAGCAAGGGAAGUUAAAUUGUGAGACUUUUUUCAAAGGAUACUGUAAUAUAAUUACCAAUUCACAAUGGUAAAAAUAUUGUGGAAGGUUAAUUAUAUGCCGUUCACCUAUCUAUAUAUACUGAUAAUAAAUCAGUUUUGUUGCCUGUG